Molecule: messenger RNA, 2194 nt
Organism: Malania oleifera
Lineage: Eukaryota; Viridiplantae; Streptophyta; Magnoliopsida; Santalales; Ximeniaceae
Product: AAA-ATPase At3g50940-like
Exons: 2
Coding region: 509-2008 (499 amino acids)
Molecular function (GO): ATP binding; ATP hydrolysis activity
Source: RefSeq, a predicted model, not a curated record
CAUUUCAAUGAUAUUUUCAGUAGUUCAGUACAUACUUUAAUCUCAUAAUAACAUAUACAUAUUUCAUUUUAUGCUAUUCAAUAAUUCUCACUAACACAUUUCCAUAUUUCAUAGACACUCUUCACCACGUAUCACUUUUUAUCAUUUUUCACAUUUAAAAGAGAGGGCACGCGGAGCAGCCAAGUAGGGCACGAACCAAGGAUAUUUCAAUUUCAAAUGUAGCCCCAAGUCCAGCGAAGUCAACUGACGCCCAGCUCAAGAGGAAACUGCGUUGCUGCUUCUCCUUUGACUCCCUCUGCUCAGUGUUCUACCAACACCCACCAUUCAAAAUCCUUCGCAAAAAUCCCCCACAGUACCCCCAGUGCUCCAUUCUCCCCUCUACCUCCCAAUUAUCAAUCCUUCAUCAAGCCCCAUUGCUGCUUAGAUCUAUAUACAUAUAUGUCCUCAUCUAGCUAGUUCUAUAUAUCCGUAUAUCUAUCUAUUUGCAUUAACUGAUUUGUUCCCAACCAUGUCAUCUUCCUCCGAACCAGCUGACAAGCUCGCCACCGCAAAAGCCGUCCUAUCCGCCGCGGCCUCCUUUGCCGCCACCGCGAUGGUGGCCCGCUCCGUGGCCCGCGACUUCCUCCCCUACGAGCUCCAAGACUACCUCUUCUCCGGCAUCCGUACCUUCUUUGCUCGCUUCUCCUCCCAAACCACCCUCCUCCUCGACGAGUUCGACGGCCUCGUCCCCAACCAAAUUUACACCGCCGCCGAAACCUACCUCAGCUCCAAAGUCCCCCACUCAGCCCGCCGCCUCCGCGCCACUAAACCCGAGAAGGAGGCACACAUCGCCGUCAACGUCGAACACGACGAGGAGAUCGUUGAUGCCUUCGACGGCGUCCAAUUCACAUGGGUCCUAAUUUGUAGGCAGGUGGAGUCCCGAAACUACAAUCCCCACGACAUCAACUCCAUUCUUCGAUCCGAGCAGCGAUCCUACCAGAUCACCUUCCACAAGAAGCACAAAUCGAAAGUCAUCGACUCCUAUUUACCCCACAUUUUGGAAAAAUCGAAAUCGGUGAAGCAGGAACAGAAGACGCUGAAGAUCUUCACGGUGGAUCCGGACAGCAUGUACGGCAACAUGGGGGACGCGUGGAAGGCGGUAAAUCUGGACCAUCCGGCUAGAUUCGAGACGCUGGCGAUGGACCCGCGACAGAAGGAGGAGGUGUUGGCGGACCUGGAGAGGUUCGUGAGGAGGAAGGAGUAUUACAGGAAGGUGGGGAAGGCGUGGAAGAGAGGGUACUUGCUGUACGGACCGCCGGGGACGGGGAAAUCGAGCUUGAUAGCUGCGAUGGCGAACUACUUGAGGUUCGAUGUGUACGAUUUGGAGUUGACGGAGAUGAGGAGCAACUCGGAGCUGAGGAGGCUACUGAUUGCGACGGCUAAUCGGUCGAUCCUGGUGGUGGAGGACAUCGACUGCACCAUUGAGUUCCAGGAUCGGAUGGCGGAGGCCAGAGCUGCGCAGCCGCCUGGCACGUUUCAACGCCAAGAAAAUCAGGUGACACUGUCAGGGUUGUUGAACUUCAUAGACGGGCUGUGGUCGAGCUGUGGGGAUGAGAGGAUCAUAGUGUUCACCACCAACCACAGAGAGAAGCUGGACCCUGCGUUGCUCCGCCCUGGACGCAUGGACCUCCACGUCCACAUGUCUUACUGCACUCCCGCAGGCUUCCGCCUCCUUGCUUCCAACUACCUUUCCCUCUCGCACCACUCUCUGUUCGAAGACAUCGAGGCCUUGCUUGAACCGGUGGAGGUGACGCCGGCGGAAGUCGCCGAGCAACUCAUGAAGAGCGAUGAGAUCGAUUCAACGCUUUCGGGCCUCCUUGAAUUUCUGAAAUUGAAGAUGAAGGAAAAGGAAGAGGCUAAAGCCAAAAGGGCCGAUCAAGAGUCGGCAGCAGCCGUGGCCGUGGACUCCGCCCAGGAGAAAAGUACUUCGAAGGAUGAUAAUGCGGUGGAAGAGAAAAUUGUCCGUUAGUUUAAGGAGGUGUUUGCUUAAAUUUAUAUAGAUUUUGAAGAAAUGAAGUAUAAAUUUGGCUUGAGUUUUUUCUUUUUUUAAUUCACACAAGCUCAAACUCAAAUUUACUUCUUAAAAUUUAUGUUUCCAAAAAUUGGAAUAGGACACAUGUAUAACAAUAAAAAGAUCAUACAAUUGGAGAGUUAA